Molecule: messenger RNA, 927 nt
Organism: Myodes glareolus (Bank vole)
Lineage: Eukaryota; Metazoa; Chordata; Mammalia; Rodentia; Cricetidae
Gene: Izumo4
Product: IZUMO family member 4
Cellular component (GO): nucleus
Source: RefSeq, a predicted model, not a curated record
GGCGCGGCGCUGCUGGCGCCGAUGGAUGGGCACGACCGACCCGGCCAGGCCAUGAUGUUGCUGCUGUGCCUGGGCAUGACAGCGGCGCUGGCCCGGGGCUGCCUGCACUGCGACCCCAAUUUCUCGAAGAAGUUCUCCUUCUACCGCCACCACGUGAACCUCAAGUCCUGGUGGGUUGGUGACAUCCCCGUGUCGGGAGUGCUGCUUACCGAGUGGAGCCAGAACACGAUGAAGGAACUACACUUGGCCAUUCCCGCCGAGAUCACCCGGGAGAAGCUGGAUCAAGUGGCAGGAGCCGUGUACCAGAGGAUGGACCAGCUGUACCAGGGGAAGAUGUACUUCCCAGGGUAUUUUCCCAAUGAGCUGCGGGCCAUCUUUCGGGAGCAAGUGCGCCUCAUCCAGAACGCCAUCAUAGAGAGCCGCAUCGACUGUCAGCGUCACUGUGGCAUCUUCCAGUAUGAGACCAUCUCCUGCGUCAACUGCACAGACUCACGUGUUGUCUGCUUUGGUUACUACUGCAAGUCAUCAACACAGUGGCAGUCAGCUGUACAGGGCCUUCUGAGUUACAUAAAUACCUGGCACAAUCAGGAUACAGGCACGAGAACCACCCCAGCCUUCCUUUCACCAAGUAUAAGGUGUCUGGAACUGCAGCACUUGGUGAACCUGACUUUGGAAAACGCCUCUGAGUGUUUGACCCAGCAUUGAUGGCGCUGCUCAGCCCCAGUAUUAGCAGGGGCCAGGACUCAGCUACACUGUUGUCUGUUUCUCCAGGAGAGGCUAGUUGCUGCUACCUGCCUCUGGUCACCCCAUGGAGCCCAGGCUGGGCCGGGGCUGGGGAAGGCAGCGAGAUGGGCUUGUGCAUAGAUGGCGGGACCCUUGGGCAUGGCCCCCAGAGAUAUUUUGAUUAAAGUGCCCUGACAUUUCUCA